CCACUGUCAGGUCACGGAGGCUGUGAGUUCACUUCCGGGGGAUGUUUACCGCAGAGGGCAGAUCAUCCUGCCGCUAACGAAGCUCCGGCUCCAGACUCCGCAGCAGCUGAUCCCGCAGUGCGUGGCUGUUCUCCGGCUCAUCAGUGACCCAGGAGCCGGUGGAGCCUCCGGUGCUGCGCGGAGAGAAACGUCCCGCCGGUGCUAACGAGCUAACUUCCGCUGAGCUCCGGUGUUCCUACGACGAGGUUAGCCGGCUAGCUUUAGCCUCGCUUCUGGUUCUAGGUGUGAGUACGAGGCGCUGUGCGGACGUGUUUGCAGACUGCAGCGGGUUCAGCCUCAGAGGAGCUGCCGAGCGGAGCUGGCGGCUCUUCAUCCCUUCCUGCCCAACAUCCUGCUCAGGGGCUUCUCACACUCGAUCCUCGUAGCUCUGUCAGUCUGCACGACAUCUGCGUCCAAACGGCCUGAAGCCUUUCACCAGAGGCCGCAAGUAGCCAAAGCCGAUGGUAAGCACAGCAGCGGGAUCUUAGAGCCACGAAUUCUGGAGAGUCGCUGCACGUCCUUCCAGCAUCGAGCCGAUAAGUAUUCUGCAGGAGGUCCUGGACGCGGAGCCUCAAAGCUAGCGAUGCCGGGAUCCACGCCGGCCAGCAGCAAGGCUCGGGUGUACACCGAUGUCAACACACAGAAGAACAGAGAGUACUGGGACUAUGACGCACAUGUGCCAAACUGGAGCAACCAAGACAAUUAUCAGCUGGUUCGUAAACUGGGUCGAGGGAAGUACAGUGAAGUGUUCGAGGCCAUAAAUGUGACCAACAAUGAGAAGGUGGUGGUGAAAAUCCUCAAGCCCGUCAAGAAGAAGAAAAUCAAAAGGGAAAUCAAAAUUCUUGAAAACCUGCGCGGAGGAACCAACAUCAUCCGUCUGGUGGACACAGUCAAAGACCCCGUGUCCAGAACACCAGCGCUUGUCUUUGAGUGCAUCAAUAACACAGAUUUUAAGGAGCUUUACCAGAAGCUGACGGACUAUGACAUCAGAUUCUACAUGUAUGAGCUGCUCAAGGCUCUGGACUACUGUCACAGUAUGGGGAUCAUGCACAGAGACGUGAAGCCUCAUAACGUGAUGAUCGACCACCAGCUGAGAAAGCUCCGUCUCAUAGAUUGGGGUUUGGCAGAAUUUUACCAUCCCGCUCAGGAAUACAAUGUCAGGGUGGCGUCUCGCUAUUUCAAAGGCCCUGAGCUGCUAGUGGACUAUCAGAUGUAUGACUACAGUCUGGACAUGUGGAGUCUAGGCUGCAUGUUGGCCAGCAUGAUCUUCCUGAAGGAGCCAUUUUUUCAUGGCCAGGACAACUACGAUCAGCUGGUCCGCAUCGCUAAGGUUCUCGGCACCGACGAGCUCUUUGGUUACCUGCACAAGUAUCACAUAGAACUGGACACUCGCUUCAAAGACCUGCUGGGACAGUGAGUAUGAG
Molecule: messenger RNA, 1463 nt
Organism: Paralichthys olivaceus (Japanese flounder)
Lineage: Eukaryota; Metazoa; Chordata; Actinopteri; Pleuronectiformes; Paralichthyidae
Source: RefSeq, a predicted model, not a curated record